This is a messenger RNA of Lycium barbarum (goji berry), 2856 nucleotides long. RefSeq names its product putative cyclic nucleotide-gated ion channel 8. The coding region runs from base 316 to 2397 and encodes 693 amino acids. NCBI's taxonomy places the organism in Eukaryota, Viridiplantae, Streptophyta, Magnoliopsida, Solanales, Solanaceae. Gene Ontology annotation, molecular function: voltage-gated potassium channel activity; protein binding. Gene Ontology annotation, biological process: transmembrane transport; potassium ion transport. The record is from RefSeq and is a predicted model, not a curated record. Gene Ontology annotation, cellular component: membrane. The transcript has 9 exons.
ACUGUUGUCCCAUAUAAUUCGUUAUAAUAAAAUUCCUUCAAAGUUUCUUCCUUAUUUGGUAUACCGGAAAAAGUUCUUCCUUUUUUUCCCUCCCUCUCCUUUCUCCUUUUCACUUUCCUCAUCCCUCCCAAAAAAGCUCUUCUUUGCUAAUUCUCUGGCAUUUAAUUUCAGUUCGUAAAUUAGAAUCGUCAAGAUUAAUUAACGUUCAAAGGGAGAAAUUGGAGAAAUUAAAUUAAGUGCAGUUAGAACAUACGUAUUUGAUGUGGCCAUAUCAAUGCCUGAUGUUUUGAUGAAAUCCUCCAGCGAUUUAACACAAUGUUUGGUAAUUACAAAUCGCAGCUUAUUGGAGGACAGAAAGAAAAGUUUGUAAGGUUGGAGGACGCUAACUCAGACUUAUCAUUUAAGUCCGAUAUGGCUGGAAGGACAAAGUAUGGCUUUAAUAUAGAGGGAAUGAAUACUGGUGGGCGUCCAAACAACCCAUCCAAGUCAAUAAAACUAGGAGUAAAAAGAGGAUCUGAGGGACUAGUGACAUUUGGCCGAACACUGAAAUCUGGAGUUACCCGAGCAGUUUUUCCAGAAGAUCUCAGAGUAUCAGAUAGAAGGAUAUUUGAUCCCCAAGACAAGUCUCUCCUGUUCUGGAAUAGGCUAUUGGUCAUAUCAUGUAUUUUUGGAGUAUCUAUUGAUCCUCUAUUUCUCUACCUUCCGGUCUUUCAGAGUGAAGGGAAGUGUCUCCACAUAGAUGAAAGUUUAGCAAACAUAGUAAUGUAUAUGCGGACAGCAAUUGAUGUCUUUUACCUUAUCCGCAUGGUUCUCCAAUUUCGAACAGCUUAUAUUGCUCCCUCUUCCCGUGUUUUUGGGCGAGGCGAACUUGUAAUAGAUCCCAAACAAAUAGCAACCAGAUAUGUCCAGCGUUAUUUUAUAGUGGAUCUUCUUUCCGUUCUUCCUUUACCGCAGAUUGUAGUAGGGACAUAUCUUCGUGGAUCAAAAGGUUCAGAUGUAUUGGAGACAAAGACAGCAUUAGAGAUCAUCAUCCUCCUCCAAUAUAUUCCUAGAUUUUUGCGAUUUGUUCCUUUAAGUUCGGAUUUGAAAAAGACUGCAGGGGUGUUUGCAGAAACUGCUUGGGCUGGUGCUGCUUAUUAUCUGUUGUGGUUUGUGCUGGCUAGUCAUAUAUUUGGGGCCUUCUGGUACCUGUUAUCUGUCGAACGCAAAGAUACAUGUUGGAAUCAAGCAUGUAGAGACAAUGAUCAGUGCAAGGAACAAAUAUCUUAUCUGUAUUGUUCACGUGAUCAAGGAAACUUUAAUUUGACAGAAUGGCAAGAUAUUGGUAAGAGUGUUCUUGACGAAAAUUGUGCUGAGGAGGAGAAGUUUAAGUAUGGAAUAUAUGCAAGAGCUGUAACAACUGGUGUUCUUGACACUGAGGAUUUCGUCGUCAAAUACUGUUUUUGUUUAUGGUGGGGCUUGCAGAAUUUGAGCACACUUGGUCAGGGGCUUGAAACAAGUACGUAUACACUGGAAAAUGUCUUUUCAAUAAUAUUGGCCAUUUCCGGACUCCUACUAUUUGCUCUUCUCAUCGGAAACAUGCAGACCUAUCUUCAGUCCCUGACGGUACGGCUUGAGGAGAUGAGGGUCAAAAGGCGUGACUCAGAGCAGUGGAUGCAUCACAGAGUACUUCCUCCUGAACUAAGGGAGAGAGUUCGACGUUACGAUCAGUACAAAUGGGUGGAAACCAGAGGAGUAGAUGAAGAGAGUUUGGUGCAAAAUCUGCCCAAAGACCUUAGGAGGGAUAUUAAGCGGCAUCUCUGUCUGAAUUUGGUCAGAAGGGUGCCCUUGUUUGAGAACAUGGAUGAGAGGAUGCUUGAUGCUAUCUGUGAGCGAUUGAAACCAAGUUUAUGCACAGAAAAUACCUACAUAGUUAGAGAAGGAGAUCCGGUUGGUGAAAUGAUGUUUAUAAUUCGUGGUCGCCUAGAAAGUGUAACAACUGAUGGUGGGAGAAGUGGGUUCUUCAACAGAGGUAUCCUGAAAGAAAAUGACUUCUGUGGUGAAGAACUGCUAACAUGGGCAUUGGAUCCAAAAUCUGGUUCAAACUUGCCACCAUCCACUAGGACAGUCAAGGCUUUGACAGAAGUAGAGGCAUUUGCCUUAGAGGCAGAAGAAGUGAAGUACAUUGCAUCACAGUUUAGGCGGUUGCAGAGUCGACAGGUACAACACACUUUUAGGUUUUACUCGCAGCAAUGGAGAACAUGGGCUGCCAGCUUUAUACAAGCUGCAUGGCGCCGGCAUAUGAGGAGGAAAGUUGCAGAACUUCGUUACAAUGAAGAAAUGGAAGAGGACGGCUUUAAUGAGAACGAUGAUGGAGAAACUGAGUUCACUCCAAUGUUGCAGCGACCACGUACUUAAACCUAAAUAAUAUAUUAGGUUAAAAAAUCCAUUUUUGCUGCUACUCCUAUGUAUGGAGUUCACAGGCUUCAGAACUCGAGUUCUAGAGGCUUUUUAGCCUGGCUUUAGUGUCCAUAAUCCAGACUAAGUGAAGAAACGCUUUUUGUUUUGAGUGAUUGAAUUUUAAAUAUGAGAGUUGUUUUUGGAUUGUUAUAAGAGAUGUAGCUUUGUAUAUUCAAUGUGUCUAAAUUUUGUAAAAAACAGUUAAUACAACAAAAGUAUAUUAUUUUCUAGUCCAAACGGGAAUGUAAAUAUAUUCCCCAUGGAAAAGGCAAUUGUAAUUUCAUUCAUGAUGCACUGUGUAUAUAUAGCACUAGAAAUGUUUAUGCUCGCUCGAUGUACACAAUAAGUAGACCAUCUGUAUCAGAUAUCUAUAGUAACUAACUUUCCAUCCUUCCUAAUUGCAAGGAUUGUCUUUGC